AUGUCUGCAGGGAGGAGGGAGGCGGCUCUUUAUCUCAAGAGACCGGAAGAAGAUUCCUGGCCAUUCAGAAUGGUUUCCCAGGGCUCCUCACCCUCCCUGCUGGAGGCCCUGAGCAGCGACUUCCUAGCCUGUAAAAUCUGCCUGGAGCAGCUGCGGGUGCCCAAAACGUUGCCCUGCCUGCAUACCUACUGCCAGGACUGCCUGGCCCAGUUGGCCGAGGGCAGCCACCUCCGAUGCCCUGAGUGCCGUGAGUCCGUGCCUGUGCCGCCCACGGGCGUGGCUGCCUUCAAGACCAACUUCUUUGUCAACGGGCUCCUGGAUUUGGUGAAGGCCCGAGCCGGUGGAGACCUGCGCGCAGGGAAGCCGGCCUGUGCACUGUGCCCGCUGAUGGGAGGCGCCAGCGCCGGGGGGCCAGCCACAGCCCGGUGCCUGGACUGCGCCGACGACUUGUGCCAGGCCUGUGCCGAUGGGCACCGCUGCACUCGGCAGACCCACAGCCACCGAGUGGUGGACCUGGUGGGCUACAGGGCAGGGUGGUACGACGAGGAGGCCCGGGAGCGCCAGGCGGCCCAGUGUCCCCAGCACCCGGGGGAGUCCCUGCGCUUCCUUUGCCAGCCCUGCUCCCAGCUGCUGUGCCGGGAGUGUCGCCUGGACCCCCACCUGGACCACCCCUGCCUGCCCCUGGCCGAGGCUGUGCGUGCCCGGAGGCCAGGCCUCGAGGGGCUACUGGCGGGCAUGGACAGCAACCUGGCCAAGCUGGAGGCCACCCGGCUGGCGGAAGAGGAAGCCUUGGCCUGUCUGCGGGAGCAGGCAGCCAAGGUGGGCACGCAGGUGGAAGAGGCGGCCGAGGGGGUCCUCCGGGCCCUCCUGGCCCAGAAGCAGGAGGUGCUGGGGCAGCUACGGGCCCACGUGGAGGCUGCCGAGGAGGCUGCACGGGAGAGGCUGGGGGAGCUGGAGAGCCGGGCACAGGUGGCCAGGGAGGCGGCGGCCUUUGCCCGUCGCGUGCUCAGCCUGGGUCGGGAGGCCGAGAUACUCUCGCUGGAGGGGGCAAUUGCCCAAAGGCUUCAGCAGCUGCAGUGUUGUCCCUGGAUGCCUGGGCCAGCCCCCUGCCUGCUGCCCCAGCUGGAGCUCCAUCCUGGACUUCUGGACAAGAACCGCCAGCUGCUAAGGCUCUCCUUUGAGGAGCAGCAGCCCCAGAAGGACAGCGGGAAAGACGGAACCAGAAGCCAGGGAGGCGAUGAAACCCAGCCCCAGAGCAGGGACGGAGGCCAGACCCCAGAGCAGGACAGCGCGCAGCCACCCCAGGAAGAUGGAGCCCAGACCCUAAAGGCGGAGAGAGCCGAGACUCCCCAAGAAGAUGGAGCCCAGACCCCGAAAGAGGGCAGAGCCCAGACACCCCAGGAAGAUGGAGGAACCCAGUCCCCAAGGGGUGGCAGAUCCAACAAGAAGAGGAAAUUCAAAGGCAGGCUCAAGUCCGUUUCCCGGGAGCCCAGCCCAGCACCUGGGCCGAACCUGGAGGGCUCUGGCCUCCUCCCCAGGCCCAUCUUUUUCUGCAGCUUCCCCACGCGGAUGCCGGGGGACAAGCGGUCUCCCCGGAUCACCGGGCUCUGUCCCUUUGGCUCCCGGGAGAUCCUGGUGGCAGAUGAGCAGAACAGGGCCCUGAAGCGCUUCUCCCUCAAUGGCGACUACAAGGGCGCGGUGCCCGUCCCUGACGGCUGCUCCCCAUGCAGCGUGGCCACCCUGCAGGACGCCGUGGCCUUCUCGGCUGGCGCUCGGCUCUAUCUCAUCCGCCCCAAUGGCGAGGUGCAGUGGCGCCGGGCGCUCAGCCUCUGCCAGGCCAGCCACGCCGUGGCCGCCAUGCCGAGCGGGGACCGGGUGGCCGUCAGCGUGUCAGGCCAUGUGGAGGUGUACAACAUGGAAGGCAGCCUGGCCACCCGGUUUAUCCCUGGGGGCAAGGCCAGCCGGGGCCUGCGGGCACUAGUGUUCCUGACCGCCAGCCCCCAGGGCAAUUUCGUGGGGUCAGAUUGGCAGCAGAAUAGCUUGGUGGUCUGUGACGGGCUGGGCCAGGUGAUCGGGGAAUACCGGGGGCCGGGCCUGCACGGCUGCCAGCCAGGCUCUGUGUCCGUGGAUAAGAAGGGCUACAUCUUUCUGACCCUUCGAGAGGUCAACAAGGUGGUGAUCCUCGAUCCGAAGGGGUCGCUGCUCGGUGACUUCCUGACGGCCUAUCACGGCCUGGAAAAGCCCCGGGUGACCACCAUGGUGGAUGGCAGGUACCUGGUUGUGUCCCUCAGUAAUGGGACCAUCCAUGUCUUUCGGGUCCGCCCUCCUGACAGUUAAAGGGCUGGGACUGGAGAGACACUUCGGGGUGGGGGGACUGGGGUGGGUAGAGAGAAGGGAAGCAGGGCGGCCCGAGGGAUGUGGUGGCCGAGGGCAUUUUCCCAGACAGCAGGGGUUGGCAACUUUUCAAGGUGAGGUGCGA
Molecule: messenger RNA, 2479 nt
Organism: Lipotes vexillifer (Yangtze River dolphin)
Lineage: Eukaryota; Metazoa; Chordata; Mammalia; Artiodactyla; Lipotidae
Gene: TRIM56
Product: tripartite motif containing 56
Exons: 2
Coding region: 1-2337 (778 amino acids)
Biological process (GO): innate immune response; positive regulation of type I interferon-mediated signaling pathway
Cellular component (GO): nucleoplasm
Molecular function (GO): ubiquitin protein ligase activity; zinc ion binding
Source: RefSeq, a predicted model, not a curated record